AUGCAUAAAGUGAUCUUUAUUGUGCGGCCGGUACGUCGUAGAAAAAGUAAAUUAAAAACGUCGGCGUCGGCCUAGUUAGUUAAACGACGCGAUGGUCACUAAUUGCUGAUAACGCUGCUGCAGCUUACACAUCGGUGUAGAAGAAAUGUAACACGUAAGAAAGCGAUCGAUCGAAGCGCACGAAAUUGUUCGUGUUCUCGUGUUCUCACGAAGAGAAUCAUAUAAAACAGCGAAUAUAGACGUGUAUAUAUUCGAAAUCAAUCGGCACACCCAUGAACAGAGAGACAUGCACAGAUAUCGAGAUACCUUCUCUAAUCUAUCUAAUGGAGAAAUUUUCAAAUAUUUCCAAAUCGCUUAUAUAUAGAUUGCACAUUUGUGUAAAUUCAUUAAUCAUUCGUAUGAAAAUGAUAACUCAUGCUUUAUUUUAUUAUAAAUAUUAUUAUUUUAUUAUAAAUAUUAAUGUUAAUAUUAAUUUAGAUACUUUCCGUAAGUUCUCUCGGGGGUUCAAUCUUUUAAUUUUGAACUCGUUCUGAAAUAUUUCUGUAAUCGUUCUUUUUAUGUGAAAUAUUAUUUAGAAUACGAAUCUAGUUAUUUUUAAAAAUUAUAAGAGCGAUACGUAGAAAAUAUAAACCAAAUCAAUAUCUAUAUCGUGUAUUUUUUUUUUUAUUUAAAUCAGCAAUCUCGCUGAAUAUGAUAAAAAAAAAAUUUACAAAUAAGAAUGACUAACUUUGACAAAUAUAAAAUAAAUUGGCAAUUUAAAUUGGAAUUCAAAAGCAAGUUCUAUUUUUUUUUUUUUUUUUAGGAAUAAAAUGGCCACAGAGAAAUAUCUAUGUUCGAGCAAAGUUUGAGAUUUUCAUGGCAUUGCAUUAUCCUAUGGUACACGCUGCUAAAGAGUCAAAAAUAGACACGCGUUCCCAGGUUUUACAUCGCUUGGUGGAAGUAUUUUUAAUGGAAGAUUGCAACGAGAACAAUAUAUUACAAAAAUUCAUCGAACCUCACAGCAUUAUAAAAGAGGAGAAUAGCAAAACAUCUUCAAAAUCAAAUAGAGAAGAUAUAUCAGUCUUGAUAAGAUGUGCCUCGUCACAUGUUUAG
Heterotrigona itama is the source of this 1092-nucleotide messenger RNA. The record is from the annotation of a GenBank genome assembly. NCBI's taxonomy places the organism in Eukaryota, Metazoa, Arthropoda, Insecta, Hymenoptera, Apidae.